Rotaria sp. Silwood1 is the source of this 2790-nucleotide messenger RNA. NCBI's taxonomy places the organism in Eukaryota, Metazoa, Rotifera, Eurotatoria, Philodinida, Philodinidae. The record is from the annotation of a GenBank genome assembly.
AUGAAUUAUUCAACUGGUGCUGAUUCAAAUCCGCGCAGUCUUGCUGUCGGCAAUCUCAAUAGUGAUCUCCAACAGGACUUGGUCGUUGCAAAUUUUGGUACUCACAACAUUGGAAUCUUUUUCGGAAUGAGCAAUGGAAUUUUUAAAUUUCAUACGACUUUGACCGCUGGAUCUUCACGUCCACUUUGCGUUAGUGUCGGUGAUUUUAAUAAUGACGGUCACUACGAUAUUGCCACUGUCAAUUAUGGAACUGAUACCGUAGGAAUUUUUCUUGGUCAUGGAAAUGGAUCUUUUUCAAAUCAAAUUACUUUCUCUACUGGUUAUGACUCGCUUCCAGUUUCACUUGUUAUUGCUGAUUUCAAUUACGAUAAUGCAGUCGAUAUCGGUGUGGCCAAUUAUGGCACUAACAACAUAGGAGUGUUUCUUGGUUAUGGUAAUGGAUCUUUUGGAAUUCCAACACUGUUGACAACUGGUAUAAAUUCUCAUCCAUAUUCUAUAGCUGUAGCCGAUUUUAAUAAUGACCUUCAACUUGAUAUCGUCGUUGUCAAUCAAGGAAAUGGCAAUGGUAGUUUUUUCAACCAACAGACUUAUUCUAUUGGCAGCGGUUCGUAUCCAAUCUUUGUCACCACUGGUGAUUUCAAUAAUGACAAAAGGACGUAUUCAACUGGGGAUGAUUCUAAUCCAAAGUCGAUCGCCAUGACUUAUUUCAACGAUGAUGAUCUAAUGGAUAUGGCCGUCGCUAAUAUGGGAACUAGUAAUGUAGGUAUUCUAUUUGGUAGUGUAAAAGUAACUGGCAUGGGCGAAGCUAUAUCUUUCACAGGAUCGGCUCCAUGUCCACAGAGUAUUGCUGUAGGUGACCUGAAUAACGAUAGUCAAUUAGAUGUCAUAGUCGGUAAUUAUGGCAUGGAUAAUAUUAAAAUCUUUUUUGGAGAUGCAAACGGAACUUUUCUCACACAAACAAUAUUUUCAACUGGUUUUUUGUCCCUUCCAACCUCUGUUGUUGUGAAAGACUUAAACAACAAUAACCAAUUGGACAUUGUCAUCGCUAAUUCUGGCAAUGAUAAUAUUGGUAUACUUUUCGGACAUGGGAAUGGUUCGUUUGAUGGUCCAAUUACAUAUUACACUGAUAUAGGUUCGAAUCCACAAUCGGUCGACAUUGGUGAUUUUAACGGUGAUGAUCAAUUGGAUAUUGUAGUAGCUAAUUACGGUUCUAAGAGUGUUAAUAUACUUUUGAAAUAUGAUCCACGUGCUUUUCAAAGUAUGAUAUGGUAUUCUACUGGAACUAAUUCUAAUCCAAAUUCAGCCGCCAUUGGCGAUUUGAAUAAUGACGGUCGAUUGGACAUUGUAGUUGCUAACAGAGGUUCCGGCAAUAUAGGUAUUUUUUUUGGCUACGACAACGGAACAUUUUCAAGACAAAUUACCUUUUCAAUUGGAAGCUCGUCUAGACCUUAUUCGGUAGCUAUUAAUGAUUUCAACAAUGACAGCCGAUUGGACAUUGCUGUCGCCAACUUCAGGAGCGACGAAAUUGUUAUUCUUCUCGGAGACGGCGAUGGCACUUUCACAAAUCAAAUGAGAUAUUCAACUGGCGAAGACUCAGGAUCAAUAUUCAUCGUGGUAGGUGAUUUCAACAAUGACAAACGAUUAGAUUUGGCCGUUGCCAACCAUGCCAGUGCCAACGUCGGUAUUCUUCUCGGAUAUGGUAACGGGAGUUUUAGAAAUCAGAUGAGCUAUUCAACUGGUAGUAAUUCUUUUCCAUUAUCAGUCACUGUUGGUGAUUUUAACCAUGACAAUUGGUUGGACUUCGCUGUCGUCAACUAUGCAACGAGCAAUCUUGGUAUUCGUCUUGGUCAUGGCGACGGAACCUUUUCAAAUCAAACAACUUAUUCAACAGGAGUAAGGUCGAAACCAUGUUUCAUCACUACUGUUGAUUUGAACAACGACUCUCGAUUAGAUCUUGUCGUUGCCAAUUACAAAUCGAACAAUAUAGGUAUCUUUAUUGGACAUGGAAACGGCACAUUUUCAAGUCAAACAGCUUAUUCGACAGGUAGUGGUUCUGGACCGAAUUCAAUCAUUAUUGGCGAUUUUAAUAAUGAUGGCUUACUGGAUAUUGUUGUCGCAAAUUUUCUCGGGAACACUAUUGGAGUUCUUCUAGGAUUUAAGAAUGACGAUUUUUUAAGUCUAUUGACAUAUUCUACUGGUGAUGCUUCUCAGCCAUACUCAGUCGUUGCUGGCGACUUUAAUAAUGACGGUCGACUUGAUAUGGCCGUUGCCAAUUACGGUAGCAACAAUGUAGGUGUGUUUCUUGGUUAUGAUAGUCGAAAUUUUUUAAGAGCACCAUCCUAUUCGAUGGGAAACGAAUCACGACCACGCUAUGUUGUUGUUGGAGAUUUCAAUAAUGAUAGUCGGUUGGAUGUUGUUGUCGCCAAUAAUGACACUGAUAAUAUAAUGAUCGUUUUUGGAUCUGGUCAUGGUACGUUUUCGAGUAAAAUGAUGUAUUUUACUGGCAAUGGAUCUCAUCCAUGUAGUAUCGCGUCCAUCUUCGGUUGGGUUUUGGAUAUGGACAAUGAUACACUUUGGGAGGUUGCUAUAGCUACUGCCGAUGCUAACAGUAUUGUUAUUCUUUGGGGCUACAGCAAUCGAAAUUUUACACAUCAAACGACUUUCCAAAAUAGUUUCGGUUCGCAUCCGUUUGCAAUCGCGGUUGGCGAUGUUAAUCAAGAUAAUUUAACUGACGUUGUCGUAGCCAAUAAUGGAUAUGGUAAUAUUGGUUUCAUCUCGAAGACUUGUUAA